Brienomyrus brachyistius is the source of this 3510-nucleotide messenger RNA. RefSeq names its product coiled-coil domain containing 66 (gene ccdc66). Gene Ontology annotation, biological process: cilium assembly. Gene Ontology annotation, cellular component: microtubule; cilium. Gene Ontology annotation, molecular function: microtubule binding. The coding region runs from base 167 to 2929 and encodes 920 amino acids. The record is from RefSeq and is a predicted model, not a curated record. The transcript is spliced from 19 exons. NCBI's taxonomy places the organism in Eukaryota, Metazoa, Chordata, Actinopteri, Osteoglossiformes, Mormyridae.
AUCUAAUCCAAUCAGUGAAGUUCUUAUUGGUCGUGGCCAGCAACCAACGUACACAAUAAAGAUUUCCGGAAGGAACGCAAGAUGUUUUCACAAUGUUUUUAUAUACGCAUUAAAGGAAUCAGCAAAACACGUUCAGCUUUUAACUAAAUGCGAGAGAACUGCGACAAUGAAUCUGGGGGACGGUCUCAUGUUUGAACUUGAAAAUGGAAAAGCAAAACUUGUUUUGUCCAGUCAAGGUCUGGAGUCAAGAAAUGCAAAGAAGGUGAUCCCUAUAACUAGACUUGAGAAAGUCCCUGUUAGGUUGAAGCAAACAUACAACAAAUCAGUGAUGGGGAAACCCCAGAGAGUUCAGGAGAGGCUCACUGAUGUGAGGAAAAGGAUCGGCUCACAGACUGUUGUUCCCAGGAGCGAGCACCAAGAGGCCCCAAAACCAGCCGGCAGGGCCUCUUUAAAGGACACGGGCGGUGAUCAUAAAGCCUCGCCGCGGAUUGGCGCUCCGGCUCGAUCGUGGCCCGUAAAGAAGUCCGGGAUGGACAAGCAGGUUACCGUCCCGAAGCAUUCUGAGCUUGCCACUGAGACCCUGAAGAAAAGCUUGGUGUGUCUGACCCAGCAGCAGCUAGAGCAGAUCCUGAGCAACAUCAACCGGGCUACAGACGGAGGUUCACAAACGCCAGGCUUCAGCAACCAACCCCAGUCAGAAGUCAAAGAGGGUAUGACUGUGAAUGGAACAGAAAAAAGUGACACAUGUUCAGAACCUACAUCUGUUCAUACAGACAAGAGUGAUAUGGCAUUGGGAAAUGCAAAGGAUGACAGUGAAGGCUGUGUUCUCUCAUCUAGGGUGAUUCCAAAUGGUUUUCCAGCUGGCCUCUUCAGUACGCUGGGAGAACGAGAGAGAGAGAAGGAUGUUCUGGAGGCCAAGAGAGAGCAGUGGAAGAAAGAGCUUGAUGAGCAAAUGGCUUUAAAACGGCAGAAGAAAGUUACUGAACUGAACUGCCAUACUGUCACAAGGGAUACUCUUACAGAGGCGGCGGAGGAGAGGAUUCUGGGAGAGAGCCAAGAAAGGAAACUGCAGCAGUCUAGAGCAUCAGUCUGCUGCAGCCAGAGGGACCUUCCGGCUGCCAUCCGCUCUGCGUUUGUCCUGGGGGAGGCCACCCCAGUGGAACAUGCUUUCAGUGCCAAGAAGCGGGAAGAUCGUAAGAUGUGGCUCCAGGAACUGGACCAGCAGCGUGAGGAGGCCAGGCUGCGAAAGAUGCAGGAGCGCCAGAACCAGGCCCAGGGGGAGGACCUGGAACGCUGGGCCAUGCACUUCGACUCCCUCCAGAAAAGAGCCCCUUCCCAGCCCCCGGCCACUGAGGGGCGGGAUUCGGGCUCUCCGAGUGCCCGCUACACUGCCCGCCCAUUAUCACCCCCCAGCUCCUCGUCCCUGGCUUGGGAGGGCACGAGUACCAUAGCAGGGGACCAUCUGGGUCGGGUCAGUGUGGACAGCUCCACAGGUGGAGGCCAAAGGAGCAACCACCUGCGCACCAUGACCGCACUCCUGGAUCCGGCCCAGAUUGAGGAGCGGGAGAGGAGGCGCGUUAAACAGCUAGAGCACCAGCGUGCCAUUGCGGCACAAGUGGAGGAGCGUCGGAGGCAGCGGGAACAGGAGGAGGCCCUUUGGCGGGCAGAGGAGCAGGAGGAGGAGCGCCGGGUGGCCCGGGAGAGGGAGCGCCUGGAGCAGCAGUACCAGCUGGACUCCCUGCAGCAAAGACACAAAGAGGAGCUGCAGGCUCUGAAAGCUGAAGAGCUUUACAUGACUGUGCAGAGAGCCCAGGAAGAGGCGCUGCGGGCCAGACAGAGGCAGAGGAUCCAGGAGCUGACCCGCAAGGGCCACGAUGUCUCCAAGCUGCUCCGCCAGCUGCAGGAGGCAUCCGACUCGGCAAGCGCGCUCAGCUGCAGGGAUUCAUGCGGCCUGCCAGAGGGCAGCCUCACCCAGAAUGAGGAGGGCCUGUACGCCGAGCUGCAGAGCGGGGCGUCUCCCCGGAGAGACACGGCUGUGCAGACUGAUGCUGAUUCAGCAAGCAUGGGAUUAGCAGUAGCUGCACCAGCGGCAGCACCGACAGCAGAUGGAGGCCCAGUAGAAAUCCCGGAUGCCCCAGUGGAGCAGAAUCUCCUGCCCAGCAUUAAAAAGCCGAAGCAGGAGGGGCAGGUGCUGGGGAGGAACUCAGGGAAGGGGAAGGAGAACGUGCGUAUGAUGGACGGCAGGGAGGACCCCUACGAGGGCUUCACACGGACGGGCAGAGACCAUCGUCGGCAGGGAUGGAACGCGCAGAGGCCUGGCAAGCCUUUCGUCCCGGCCUCGGAACGUUACCCCCCAGGACCCCGGCAACGCAGGGAGGAGUCCCGACUCCGGAGGCAGGCGGAGCUGCUGGCCCUCGUGGGGCAGUGCGCCACCUCCAGGCUGGCUCACAAAGAGCCUUCCACAGCACAUCUCUCACACAGGCAGAGGCCCAUCACACAGAAAAAGGAUGGACAAGCUCAGAAAGGCACAUCAGCUGGUCAUGUGGAAAACAGUGCCCAGCCAGCCCCCUUGACAGCUUCAGAUUCCACUGAGCGUCCAUCGUCAUCCAGCUUCGUCCCCUACGUUCGGACGGAUGAGGUAUACCACUUGGACCCACUCGCACCUAUCUCCAGACCCUCAACCCAGGAGCUCCAGCAUCACGUGCCACUAGGCAUCAACCACAGCAAGCCUACCUCAAAUCCCCUUCAACGUGACCCCCUUCUCAACCCAGAGCUGUUGAAAAACAAGGAAAGACAGCAGGCGAUACUCAAGGGGCUUUCUGAACUGCGCCAGGGUUUGCUGCUGAAACAGAGAGAGCUGGAGACCGCACUCAGUCCGCUUUUGCUCCGUCCAGAGGGCACGAUGUCAUCCACAUCCCAGCACGUGUGAACGCGGACGUCACCGUACAGCGGCUUUCUUUGGCUUACCUUUGUUAGCUCCCCAUUCACUAACCCUAGCUUUGCUGAAGCAAUGAAGAGCUGAAUUGUGAAUACCAGCAUGCCCUUCCGUUCUCAGAACACCAGGGCUUCCCAGCAGUGAAUUUCUGUGCUACAGUACAGGAGCUGGUUGUCUGUUUACAGUGCCAGAUGGCCAUAUCUACCAUAGAAACCACAUCACUUUGGUUCAGCUUGCAGUCUUGGCUGUAGGAUGAGGUGAAUGUUGCGCUCUGGCACACCUUCUGAAUCACCUUAGUGGCACAAACAGUGCCCCUGCAGCAAUGAAUAUGAAGCUUGGUCUUGAAUCAGAAGCUCAUAAAGCUGAUUCACGACGUUUUUUUGUUUAAGUGUGAAGCAGUAUUAACUGUGUGGAUGUGAGUGUUGCGCUUGUUUUAUGGGACUAAUUUUAGCACUGAAUUUAUUUAUUGAAGGAAACUACUGAAUAUAACUGCUGACACUCCCACCGGGGAGGUAUAAUGUAUGAACUGAAUCACUGAAUAAAGUUCUCACAGGGUGUGGACCUGGUACAAUCUA